AUUCACACUUCACACACUCCUUAUACUUAUAUAUAAAUCACACACUUGUGUAUCUCUUUCUUCCUAUUAUUCUCUACUCUUACCUUACCUUAUACCUUUCAUAUUCAUAUUGUUAAAUCAAAUUCAAAACCCUAUAUUUCUUUUUUCUUAAGAUGUUGUCUAAAAUGGACAUGGAAGGAAUAAUAGGAAGUGAAGAACAUGGUAAUGAUGCCGGGCAUCUCAUCAAAGGAAAGCGAACGAAACGGUUAAGGCAAUUGUCUCCUGUCACCGUGGCAACUGCUACGAUGACAUCAAGCUGCUCAAGUGCCACUGGAGGUGGUGGAUCGUUUUCAUCCACCACCUUCGAUGACACUGAGCAUGAAGAGGAAGCAGACAUGGCUAAUUGUUUGAUUCUUCUGGCUCAAGGAAGAACCGGAAGAGAUGAGGAGAAUCAAAAUCUUCGUCCUCAGAACCACCACCUCCACAACAACAGCCAACAAGUGGAUGGUUACAACAAAACAACAACUGAAAAGGAGACAAAAAAUGGUUUUGAUAGUUAUGAAUGCAAAACUUGUAACCGUUUUUUCCAUUCAUUUCAAGCGUUGGGUGGACAUAGAGCAAGUCACAAGAAACCAAAGAUGAAAGAAGACAAACAAUCCUCACCUCCGCGGCCGCGACAAUUAAUCACCGCCACUGGUGAAUUUGAACAAGAAAAUAAGCAAAUUCAUCCCAAGAAUAUUAACCCUCUUGUUCCUCCAGUUUCUCUUGAAUUAAGGUGUGGUGUUAAUAUCAACUUCAAACCUAAUAAGGUUCAUGGGUGUUCAAUAUGUGGAGCUGAAUUCACAUCAGGUCAAGCAUUGGGUGGUCACAUGAGGAGACACAGAGCUUGUAUUAAUAACAACAACAAUAACAACAAAAACAACAACGUUGGUGUUGUUACAGGUUUUGAAGAUGUUCAUGUUAGGUCUAGGAAUGUUCUUGAAUUAGACCUUAACCUUCCGGCACCGGAGGAAGAUCUCCGCGAUUCGACGUUUCAGUUUCCGGCGUUGGUGGGUUGCCAUUAUUAGGCCAGCGUGGGAUGAAGGGGAGGGGUUUAUAUUUUUAUUUAAUUUGAUCAAUAAUGAUCAUUGUGAAUUAUUAUUCUUAGCUUCAUUUUAAUUUACAAUUAUUCCAAAUUAUUAUUAAUUCAAAGGAUUAUAUUUUCAGGGUUUAUGAAUAAA
Medicago truncatula (barrel medic) is the source of this 1199-nucleotide messenger RNA. Its product is annotated as zinc finger protein ZAT5. The record is from RefSeq and is a predicted model, not a curated record. The transcript has a single exon. The coding region runs from base 153 to 1046 and encodes 297 amino acids. Lineage: Eukaryota; Viridiplantae; Streptophyta; Magnoliopsida; Fabales; Fabaceae.